AAGCCCUGUCCAAAGGCAGAGUGGCUCAGAAAAUGAGCCAUGUCGAAGGAGACACAUGGGACUUUAAUGAAUCUAACCUGUUAACGUCUCACAGGCAAGAACAAUGGCGGCAGGAGGCUGGGUCUGCUUCCUAACUGGGCUCCUGUCUCUGGCAUGCGCUGUGGAUCACCAGCACCAGGGGGAGGCAGACACCUACCAUGUGAGUGCUGGUCACUUGUUUCUGCUGAGAUGCCACCCCGCUGAUGCUCAUUCCCAGAUAAUGUGGAGCAGAGGGGACAGUGGUAAUGAGAGCCUACCGACUGGAGUAGAGGUCCGAGACGGGUUGCUGUGGUUCCGCCCUGUGCAGAUGACCCAUAAUGGAAGCUACGUCUGUGAAAAAAGGGAUAACACAAGAUCAUCAAAAAGAAUAUUUAGAGUUUUAGUGUCCAGAGGAGACUGCCCUGAUCCAAAUGAGAACAUUACAGUUACAAAGGGACUACAACCAGGUCUUGAGUGCAAACAGGCAGAGAUCUUCCGACUGAAUCUCGCGAGGAAAAUACGAUGGAUGAAGGACUGUCACCUGAUGGAGAUGGAUAAGGGGUCCACGUAUCUGAAAGAACAAGGUUCAUUGAGGCUGCCGCCUGUUACGGAAAGAGAGGAGGGGAAAUACACCUGCCUGAUAGACAUCACCAUAGAUGGCCGGAAUUACACUACAGCACGCAGCAUCCAGCUGACUGCUAAAAGCGGUCCUCCAGAGGUCUUUCCAGAGCUCCACGUUGUUAGCCCUCAAAAGGAUGUGGUCAUUGUGCAAGUAGGAAAGAGAGCAGAACUGCAGUGUUUAGCCUACGCCGGCUUCAGCGAGGAUCCAGAGAUUUUCAUGUUCUGGACUAUUAAUGGCACAGAAACUAGUGACCACAUGGAGCUGACACAUUCCUGGAAAUUUAUUCAUGAUAAAGGCCAAGUCUAUGGGCAGUCCAUUCUGUCGAUCCCUGUAGUGCGACGGGAGUUCCUGAAUGUCCCUAUCAAUUGCCACAUCUUAAGCCCGGCCGAAGAGAAGCUUGGCGAGGCCCGGCUACAAGAAGCUGACUACAGCACAUUCUACACAAACGUGGCUCUCUGGCUCAUUGCUCCCAUCACCUGUCUGCUACUGACGGCCUUGUUUUUUAUCUGUCAAUUCGAUCUGAUUUUAGCAUACAGGAAACUGAAUACACAUUUUUCCAAACCACAAGUUCCAGAUGGGAAACAUUACGAUGCCUAUGUGAGUGUCAGCCAAUCUGCCAUGCUGAGUUUGGAUGGUGUUGCCUGCUUUGCCCUGCAGAUUCUGCCUCAGGAGCUGGAACAGAAAUAUGGCUACUACCUCUACAUCAGAGGACGGGAUGAUUUCCCGGGAGAAGCGGUCCAUGAUGUCAUCACUGCUGCAGUACACCAGUGCCAAAGACUGAUAAUCAUCCUUUCAUCUUGUGGAAAAUCAAAGGAAACGGUGCAGUUCCGAGAGGAUCAAAAUCAGCUGUUGUACGAGCAGAAAGUGGGCCUUCAUGAUGCUUUGAUGCAAAACGAUCCCAAAGUUAUUCUGGUGGAAGUCGAUGGUCCCGUGGAUUACAGCCAGCUGCCAGAGUCACUGCGCUAUAUUAAAAGGAAACAGGGAGCUCUGGAGUGGAAAAACUCAUUUGCUGAAACAAACAAGUUAACUCAACUAUACUUGAAAAGAAACUUCUGGAAGAAUCUAAGGUGUCAAAUGCCAGCUGUACCUGCAAGAAGACUGCAGAGUAUCACAUGAAGUGGUGAAGAUACUUCAUUUCUUCAGAAAGUUUACAGAUGGCAUCCAUCAGAAUCUUCAGUUUUCAGAACGAGCUGGGAUAGUUUCUGAAGUUUUCCACAUGUGGAAACUGGACGGCAGAGUUGUUAUUAAUCAUCAUCAUGUGGAUGAUUUCAUUAAUGUAGACUUUUGUAAAGUACCAGAACCUGCCCACUUACUUAAGUGACUUUUGCAGAUCACAUAAUGAGGAGGGAAUGUGUGGCAAAUCUUUAUUUGUUUAGUCAAUGUGUACAUUUCUGUACAAACCAGCUAAUUUUACAUCUUUGAUUUACUUUAAUUGUAUUUCUAUUUUAUGAAAAAGUUCUAAGCCCAAAAUUUUAUCACAGAGCAGAAAAAUGAGUCUGAGUUUCUGAUGGUUUGGGGCUGUGAGUUCCAAAGGGUGGGAGCAGCAGCAGCGAAGGUCCGGUCCUCUAAGGUCUGGUGUUUGGUGUGGGUGAUGGGUGUAAGGGGGUUGGUGUCUACGGAGCAGAGGGAGCGGGAGGGGCGGUGGGCUUUCAGGAGGUCAAUUAGAUAUGGAGGGUCCAUAUUAUGAAGGGACUUGUAAGUGAGGAAAAGAAGCUUGUAAUGGAUACAGUAUUAUUGGACAGGGAGCCAGUGUAGCUGUUGGAGGACAGGGGUAAUGUGAUCUCUGGACUGGGUAUGGGUGAGUAGGCGGGCAGCAGAAAUCUGUAUGUAUUGUAAUUUUCGGAGGUGACUGAAGGGAAGACCAUAGAAGAGGCUAUUGCUGUAGUCGAGUCUGGAGUUGAUUAAGGCAUGUACGAGGAUUUCAGCUGCAGACAGAGAGGGAUGUAUGGAGGCAGGCGAUGUUGCGGAGGUGUAAGAAAGACAAUUUUGUGAGGUGGCUGAUAUGUUUAAAAUGACAGGGAGAAGUCCAGGCUGACACAGAGGUUACGAACGGAGAAGGAGGGGGAAACAUUUUGACCAUCAAUAGUGAAGCUGAAGUUUUGACCAGAAGGGAGGAGGAAUUUUGGAUCGGUAAUGUGGAGUUCUGUUUUGUCGUGUUGAGCUUUAGAAAAUUAUUGUCCAUCCAUGAUGCAGUGAGUGAUAGUGGAGAGAAUGACUGGGGCAGUUGAUUUUGUGGAUAUGUAAAGUUGAGUUUUAUCAGCAUAACAGUAAAGAUGGAGUCUGUAAUGGUGAAUUAUCAGUCCAAGGGGUAACAUGUAAAUAAUGAAGGAGGGGUGGGGGGGCAACACCGAACCUUGGAGAACACCAUGAAUGACAAGGGAGGUAUGGAACAAAACGCUUUUAAUGCAAAUAAAAUAGUAAUGGUCGGAGAGGUAAGAGGUGAACUAAAGAAGUGCUGUACCAGCGAUGCCAAUGGACUGAAGACGGCGGAGAAGGAUGGUGUGGUUUAUUGUAUCGAAAGCGGCGGAGAGUUCAAGACGAAGAAGGAUGGAUAUGGAACCAGAGUCAGCUGCAAGGAGGAGGUCAUUGCUGAUUUUUAGCAGAGCAGUUUCUGCCCUGUGGUGGGUGCAGAAUACAGAUUGAAAAGUUUCAAACAGCUGAGAGGUGUGAAGAUGUUGAUUGAAGUUGAGAGAUGACUGGGCGUUCCAGGAUUUUUGAGAGUAACGGAAGAUUUGAGAUGGGUCCGAAGUCAAGGUGAUCAGGACUGAGGCCAGUGGGAAUAGGACAGAAUGGUAUUGCUCAAACCUGCCAUAUCCAUCCUUCUUCGUCUUGAGGAAUAGAAUUCCUCAAACCUGGAUAAAUUGGAAUGGAUAAAGUCAGAGAAGAAUUUGGAGCGGGCAGGUUUGAGUUUUAAGUGUUGACCGAAUGUUUAUAAGCUUGGGCAUGGACAGUGAGACUAGUUUUUUUUUAUAGAGACGCUCAAAUUUUCUGUGAGUCUUUUUGAGUUUGUGGAGUUCAUCGGUGCACCAUGAGGCUGAGGUGGAGAAAGAGACUGUAGCUGUUUUAAGAGGGGCGACUGAUUAAGGCAGGAUUAAUUACCAGAUCAGUUAUAGUGGGAUCAGAGGGAAGAGAGGAGACUUCAGGUUCUGGUAGGUCAUUGUCCUUGUGUGCCUGGCGGGGGGAGUGUGGAUGGUAAUGUCCAAGGUAAUUGCCAGAUGGUCAGAAAUGGUGAGGUAGUACGUUGGUUUGUGCCAAGUUUCAGCGAGACAGAGUAAGUCCAGUUUAUUGUCAGUUAUAAAUUCAUUGAGUAGCAAGCUUUUGUUAUAUUGUGACCUUUUACUGAAGAGUGCUUCCUUUAGGGGCUUUUGUUGUGAAGUGAUGACAGAGAGGAGGUUAUAUUGAGUCAUGUGACGAGUACGCAGAUGAUGUAUGCAGAUGUUGUUGUUGUGCCAGUGUUCAAGGGAGAGAGAGCUGCGUUCAGUCCAGAGUGACAGAAUGGAGUUUUCAACUCCUUGAUAAAAGGUCAGAUUAAAAAAAAAACUGUUGUUACAAGCUUAACACAAUGUUUGGGUGGGUUGUGGUUUUUGGCAGUGGUGCGAAGAGUCAUAGUAAUCCGAAAAUAGAUAAUUUGCUGCUAACUUUUAUGAAAUUAUAUACUGACACUUUUCCUACUUUAAUCUAAACUCAAAACACAUCUGUUGAAGAAUGCCUACUCUCUAUAAUUGCAAAUUCAUUAUAACUUUUUAAUGUGUGUUGUUAUUAUCAUGAUUUAUUGCUGUUACCCUGUUGAAUUUGUACAGUGUCCUUCAGUGCUCUGAAAGGUGCUUUUAAAUAAAAUGUAAUAUUAUUAUUAUUA
Molecule: messenger RNA, 4496 nt
Organism: Fundulus heteroclitus (mummichog)
Lineage: Eukaryota; Metazoa; Chordata; Actinopteri; Cyprinodontiformes; Fundulidae
Product: interleukin-1 receptor type 1
Exons: 11
Coding region: 104-1756 (550 amino acids)
Biological process (GO): signal transduction
Molecular function (GO): interleukin-1 receptor activity
Source: RefSeq, a predicted model, not a curated record